Messenger RNA from Trypanosoma rangeli, 372 nucleotides. RefSeq lists its product as uncharacterized. NCBI's taxonomy places the organism in Eukaryota, Euglenozoa, Kinetoplastea, Trypanosomatida, Trypanosomatidae. The transcript has a single exon. The record is from RefSeq and is a predicted model, not a curated record. Bases 1 to 372 code for a protein of 123 amino acids.
AUGUUACUGGCGAUGUGGAGCGCGAUUGGCGUGUUUCUUGUGGCGUGUGUAGCCGGAUUUGUGCAGCUUCGGUCUGACGAUGCGCCAACCGCCCGAAACAAACUGAGCGCGUUUAUGAGCACGACGCUACAUCUGUACUGGCCGCUUAUCCUGCUGCCGGUUUGCACCGUGUGGCUUUGGUUUCUGGCCGCCGAGAACACCCUCCAGUUGUACCGGGGUUUGAGGGUGUGCGUGGCGGGGCGCAAACCUCAGGACGGCAACUUAACUUUUCCUAGCAAUGAAAGCCACUCUGCAGUAAGGGGCCACAGCACGACUUUUGCCCCGCUCUCUCGUGAGAUGUUUUUUUUUAAUUAUUAUUUCCAGUGUCCGUAA